AUGCCGGGGGUACUGCCGGUCGUUUCUGCCCUGGUGGUUGCUCUGCAGCUCGCAACAACAGCAGACGCAAGCUUUGAACGCCAUUACCGCAGAGACACAUCCUCGGGUCGUUCUAGCGCGCUGCUGAACAGCACCACAACCCAAAGCGAUGGACUCGGAAGCUUGAUUAUGAACGGGCUUGGAGCCACGAGCUCCUCAGACUCUUCGGCCAGUUCGUCUUUCGCAUCCGUGACAGCUCAAAACGACACGACGUCUGCUGCUUCUCGGACUGGUACUCCUGCAGCGAGUUCUAGUGUCUUGUCGAGCACCACACCGUUCCCUACUUUGAACGGAAAUUCGUCCAUGAAUGGAAAUGUCACAAAUGGGACGUUUGGAACUUUGCCAAGCAGUGGGUCGGGAGCAUCCUACGCCACUGCCUGUUUGUUGGAACACGAAUCGUGGAUUACGUAUGCCAGUCCAUACUACAGCGACUACAGCUUCAUCGAAACGUCGACUGUGACGUUAACAAACUACACGGUGUCGACCCGAACGUCGGCUUGCAACACGUAUGGCUACGGAGAAGUCACCUACAUGGUGGGAGAUCCCAUGCCGGUAGCUACCUGGACGUCUGAGUCGUUGUCCACCGUUUACACGUCCACACUUACGAUCGACGUCAAGCCGCCCGUGUGCAAUGUCACGGCAGCCGACUGCGAGGCGCUGUGGCGAGACUACGAUGCCAACGACGCGGCGAGCAACUACUCGAUGCCCUAUCCAGGAUGGAUUGACGGGUGCGAUGACAAGCCAGAAUGGGGGAAAUGCGGCGCGUGCAGGAUUUCCGCGCCCGAGGUCGAGCUCAUCUACUUCCCUCACAAGAAGAACACGACGAUCGACAUGUGCGCGACUGGCGCCAACAAGACCAUCUGUCCCUUUGGCCCGACGACCGCGCCGUUCACGUCUGCGAAUCCGUACGAUGCGGCGAACUGUGCGUACGGAACGAACACUUCUCAUCCAACGGCUACAGCAGGCCCCUAUACGACAUCGGGCGAGUACACCUUCUUCGAGGGCAACGCAUACCUCUCCUUCCCGGUCGUCUCUGCGGCGUCGACGGGAUGCAACUCGAAGGUCGGCAAGGCCUACUCGAACGUGAUGCUCACCAUCAACUCGCAAGACCUGUACUCGUACCGGGGCUACCACUACUACUUCGUCGACGGCGGGUACCCGUUCAACUUCGACGACAUGGCGACGGUGGCGUCGGCGCCGUGGUACCAGGCCAUGGAGGCGGGCAACGCGUGCGAGUACUACGACAAGGACUACGCGUCGCUGCAGUGGCCCAACUUCGUCAACGGCGAGCAGUGGGCCGGCAAGGACGGCCUGUGCCCCAUCAUCUACCAGUCGGCCUACCGCCCCACGCUGCUGCUGCCGCCCCAGCUGCGCUCGCUCGACCCGGCCUGGAGCACCUGUCUGCUCGACCUCGCGGGGACCUGGGACCCGCCCAUCGCCCUGACGCCCGCCAUGGCCCUCGUGCCGACGACGUCUGCCGCGAACAACGGCCCGGCCACCACAAAGCCGCCUGCCGUCCCGGCGUCGUCGCCCGACUCGCCCGAUCCGACCAACACGGGUGGUAGCAAUCCGGAUCCCACGACCAACAACGGCGGCCAGAGCGGUGGUUCUCCGCCGCAGGAGACCGGUAGCGGAGGUGAUCCGGUUCAGACCAACAACAACCCGCCUGCUACCACCAACGACCCUGGCCUCGGUGGUGUCAUCAGCGCCAUCGUCUCCCAGGCCACUGGAGGUGGACAAGCAUCAGCCCCGAGCAACGACAACAAUAACGACAAUAACAACAACAAUAACAACAACGAUAAUAAUAAUGACAACAACAACGACAACAACAACGGCGACCCAGGCCUCGGCGGCAUCAUCAGCGCCAUCGCCUCCCAAGCCACAGCCGGCACCGGCGGAGGCCAACAAACCGACCCGGCUUCCCCGCCUGCAGGCACGACCGCCGCAGGCGUCGACGGCAGCGGUAGCGGCAGCGGCAGCGGCAGCCAGCCCAACUCAGCGGACCCGAACGAUUCCGGCCCAGCUUCCUCUGCGACCAUCGGCGGCGUCGUCGUCGUCGGCGACCCUGGCAGCAACACUGCAGGAUCGAACAACGGCGGAUCGAACAACAACAACGGCGGCGGUGGCGUCGUCAUCAUCAACACCUCCGCUGAUGGUAGUGGUGGUGGUGGCAGCAACGGCGGCAGCGUGACCCUCGCGCCCGGCGCGACGACGGUGCUGGGCGACGGCACGCCCGUGUCGGUCGGGUCUGGAUUUGUGGUUGCGGGCGGGUCGUCGACGAUUUCGCUCGGUGGUGGUGAUCCGGGCCAGGGCCAGAAUCAGGGACAACAGACGGCCGCGGCUGCGGCUGCGGCUGCUACUGCUCCGCUCUUCACCGUCGGCGGCGCGACGGCGUCGUUCGCGUCGGGUGAUCCGGGGACGCCGGUUUCCGUCGGCAGUGGAGAGACGACAGGCGGCCCGGCGGUGGUCGUGGGGGACGAUGGGGUGGCGGUGUUCACUACGCUGAGCGCUGGUAGUCCGGUUGCGACGCUGGCGGAUGGAGAGGUGGUCAGCUUGGCGCCUGGAGGGGAUGGCGUGGUUGUGGGUGGGAGUUCGACUGUUGAGGUUGGAGGUGCUGCUGCUGCUGCUACGGGAGACGACGACUCGGUUGCGACGGUUACGGCGGGAGGACAGACGUUCACGGCGACGAGCGCGGAUGGCACCGUUUUCGUGGGCGGGACGAGCCUGACCGAGGGGCAGGUUGCGACGCUGCCGGGUGGACAGGCGCAGCGGGAAGACGAGCGCGAGUGCGACGAGGAGUACUAG
This is a messenger RNA of Lasiodiplodia theobromae, 2844 nucleotides long. Its product is annotated as Mucin-2 precursor. The transcript has 8 exons. Bases 1 to 2844 code for a protein of 947 amino acids. NCBI's taxonomy places the organism in Eukaryota, Fungi, Ascomycota, Dothideomycetes, Botryosphaeriales, Botryosphaeriaceae. The record is from RefSeq and is a predicted model, not a curated record.